Messenger RNA from Hypoxylon trugodes, 1534 nucleotides. RefSeq names its product dynein regulator. The record is from RefSeq and is a predicted model, not a curated record. The transcript has 3 exons. The coding region runs from base 49 to 1440 and encodes 463 amino acids. Lineage: Eukaryota; Fungi; Ascomycota; Sordariomycetes; Xylariales; Hypoxylaceae. Gene Ontology annotation, molecular function: protein binding.
UUUCUACUACAGGCUCAUGAGGCGCUUUCGAGGUGUGAACUGGACAAAAUGAGCCAAAUCUUAACUUCACGACAAGCUGAAGAGCUGCACAAAGCUAUUAUCGCAUACCUUUCAUCCAAUAAUCUACCCAAUACAGCAGCUGCCUUACGAGAAGAACUAAAUCUCGGAGAUACGUUCGAUGCUGCCACCUCCAAGAAAUAUGAAGGUCUCCUAGAAAAGAAAUGGACCAGUGUCGUCCGGUUACAGAAAAAGAUUAUGGAUCUGGAGUCCAAAAACGCCUCCCUACAAUCCGAGUUAGAUAAUGCGACACCGACUUCCCUUUCCAAGCGAAACCAAGAUCCGGCUAAUUGGCUUCCCCGAUCGCCACCGCGUCACAAAAUAGAAUCUCAUAGAGGCGCCAUUAACUGCGUCGCAUUCCACCCGAUCUUCUCGUCGCUCGCAUCCGGUUCCGAGGACUAUACCAUAAAAAUAUGGGAUUGGGAGUUGGGGGAGCUAGAACGAACGAUAAAGGGUCACACGAAGGCUGUGCUGGAUGUUGAUUUUGGUGGUCCAAGAGGGGGAAUUCUAUUGGCAUCCUGCUCAAGCGAUCUGACCAUCAAAUUGUGGGAUCCUUCUGAUGAGUAUAAAAAUAUUAGGACCCUCCCGGGACACGACCACAGCGUCAGUGCAGUUCGUUUCAUUCCGUCGGGAGCAGCCGGUGCACCGAGCUCGAGCAACCUUCUCGUAUCCGCAUCGAGAGAUAAGACACUACGCAUAUGGGAUGUAACCACGGGUUAUUGUAUUAAGACAAUACGGGGGCACGCUGAUUGGAUUCGAGACGUCUGUCCUUCACCAGAUGGUCGUUACCUUUUGUCUGCUGGACACGACCAGACCGCACGGCUUUGGGAUAUCUCGCUUGCCAAUCCCGAGAGUAAGUUGACCUUAGUCGGACACGAACACACAAUCGAAUGCUGCACUCUAGCACCUCCAGCCGCAUAUCAACAUCUAGCACCACUUGCUGGAUUGAAGAGGCCGCCACCAGUAUCUAGCACUGCAGAAUUCAUGGCAACAGGAUCUCGGGAUAAAUCGAUACGGAUCUGGGAUGCCCGAGGUAACUGUAUCAAAACCCUUGUUGGCCACGACAACUGGGUAAGAGCCCUGGUAUUCCACCCGGGUGGGAAAUACUUGCUCAGUGCUUCCGACGACAAAACACUACGAUGUUGGGAUUUGUCUCAAGAAGGAAAGUGUGUAAAGACGGUGGCGGACGCACACGAACAUUUUGUGUCUUGUAUGAGGUGGGCCCCGGGAAUUGUACGUGAGCCAGUGACAAAUGGCUCGUCUGAAGGACAAAAUGGCGCUUCUAUUAACGGCACUGCUAAAGCCGUCACACCCGAUGUGCAAAUUCGGUGUGUCAUCGCAACUGGAUCUGUGGACCAGAAUUUGAGAAUCUUUGCCAAUUGAAAUCGCAAGAAAAGUGUGUGAUAUGUCUUGGAAAGAUGCAUAGUUCUGGGUGUCACCUAACAGCUUUGGCUUCCGUCAAACUUGAGAUGCUGGU